AUGAAACUUGACGAGAGACAACUUAUUAUCGCGGGGGAUAACACCGCCGACGACGUCUUUAUAAUCGAAGACAAUAUGUGCUCAGCUAAAGAUUCCAUCGAGAGUAAGCCUGAACAAGAUUUCGCCGUCUUGAUUGCUGCCAUUGAUACAAUACAAAGUGAUAUUUCUGUUGAUCCUGUGGGUAAGGAGUCCGAACCAAUAGAAGUAACAGAAAUAAAGUCUUCUGCUGGACAAGAGAACGUGGUGUACACCGAGCAUCGUCUGAUCCGCUUCCGAAACCAGAACAUUGUGUUCCAGGCAUACUCACCGCCCUCAAUCCCUGGGUUGAAUGCCUCUCAUCUGCACCAAAACGUGCAGGACUGUUUUGGUUUCGACAUGGUCGAAGUGGCCUGCAACCUGCUGAAUUUGGCGGCUGCUCACAUGGAGCCACCUGUUCAUGUGGACGAGUUCACGCUGCGAUCCAUUGCCGAUGGUUUGUCGGUAUCCAUGAAACACAAGGCCGACCCGGAGACUCCCCUGAUCGGACGGGAGAGCAUCGGUCGACUAGUGGCCGCUAUUAUCGUGGACAGGGAAUCAGGAAUCCUUUUGGCCUACGCCGUUGCCCAACUGGUGCCUCAGGCAAUCACUGACGGCAAAACUGGAACUAUGAUGGGCAUGAUGCUUUAUCAGGUUACUCGUGGCUUCGGCAUCGACGACAACUACCGUCGCAUCAUCACCGAAAACACUGGAGCCGUUCUCUUGUUAGUGAACCAAAUUCCAAAAGAUUAG
Molecule: messenger RNA, 768 nt
Organism: Drosophila eugracilis
Lineage: Eukaryota; Metazoa; Arthropoda; Insecta; Diptera; Drosophilidae
Exons: 1
Coding region: 1-768 (255 amino acids)
Source: RefSeq, a predicted model, not a curated record